GCAGGAAGUUGCGUCAAAAACCGCCGGUCUGUCAUCACGUGUGUAAACGUCUGAAAUGGGAUUCAAUCAGCUACAGAGCUAGCUAAAGAUUAAAGAAAAUCAGCGCUGCACUGAUCCCCAUGGCAACUCCCUUACCCCCAAAAGGCCCUGGUCUUACCAGCAUGCCCCCCCAGCAGCAAGCCCAUGGUCCCCCAGGUCCAGGCCCCUCUCAGCCUCCCAUGCCCCCUCAGGGGGCUCUGCGGGAGAUCUCGCCUGUCUUUCUGUGUCGCAUCGGCCAGGAGACCGUGCAGGACAUCGUCACGCGCACCAUGGAGAUCUUCCAGUUCACACGUGGAACCCAGCUGCCCAACGGGGUGACGCAGAGCCAGGCGGUGUACCAGGACCGCUUUGGAAAGCUGCAGGAGCACCUGCGCCAGCUAGCCCUGCUGUUCCGCAAGCUCCGCCUCCUGUAUGAGCGCUGCGUGGAGAUGACAGGUGACCUGCAGGAGGGACCCGCGCAGUUGGUGCCCUACAUCGGAGAGGGUGCGGCCCCAGUCCCAGUGGAGCCCUGCAACCUGGCUGUGAGUCAGGAGAGGCAGGAGGUUCUGGAGAAAGUGAGGGAGAAGAACCAGGAGAUGAAGAUUCUGAUGGACCAGAUGCGGAACCUUCUGUGGGACGUCAACGCUAUGCUGACCCUCAGGAAGUGACACACACACUUGCACAAACAUCCGCACGCAUACACAAACACACGUGCACAUACUCAAGGCAAACCUGUUUACACACUAUAUCGCACAACAGGACACACGGCAACGUACACUGUCGGCAACAAGUGCAAGUUGGGUUUCAGUUCUGGACAUGGAAUGGAUGGGUCCUGACUCGGUCCCACCCGCUUUGCCUCUAGGUGCUCACAGUCAUUUUGUAUUCAAUGGGCUUGUUUGUAUUUUUUUUUUUGUUCAUAUUUUAUUUUUUUACACUUUUUUGUGUCUUUGUUCUCUUGCUAAUGUGAUAGUGUGUUUGUGACCUUAUUUAAAAGUUCAGACACUCACCCUCAGGUAGGUGAAUGGGUGGAGGAAAUCCCAUCUUUCUCGGUCAGUAAGACUCGGCGUUUGGCCUCCGGCACUGAAACGUUACCCGCCGGCACUGAUCCAGGAUCAGCUCAGCCGACCGGAACGGAACUCCAGUGCGUCGUGCCCAAAAAAGAUGAGACUGACUCCCGGCGCUCGGUGCUUGGAGGCAGCACCUCUCCUCAGAAGAGCCAGUGCAGCCGUAGGCUCAGUCACACCGGGUGCACAAGCACAAACUCUGCCUCACCUUUGCCACCAUGUAGAACCAGAGGCUGAAUAAAACCAGACUUCCACCGCCUUGGCAGCUAUAUUCUCAGGUGUGGCCCGGGGGGAGUGGCCCUGGGCAGCACACCUGUUUUCUUUCAGGGUGCUUCCUAGAUUUGAUGAGUCUGUGGGUGGGAGGGGGCUCACCCUGCUCAGAAUAAACUCUGGACUUGAGCAAAACUGAUCAUGUGAUAUCUUUAUGUAUGUUAUUUUUGUAUUAUUUUUUUACAGAAUAAAGUAAAUCACC
Molecule: messenger RNA, 1554 nt
Organism: Anguilla anguilla (European eel)
Lineage: Eukaryota; Metazoa; Chordata; Actinopteri; Anguilliformes; Anguillidae
Exons: 5
Coding region: 120-686 (188 amino acids)
Biological process (GO): positive regulation of DNA-templated transcription
Cellular component (GO): mediator complex
Molecular function (GO): transcription coregulator activity
Source: RefSeq, a predicted model, not a curated record